Messenger RNA from Drosophila miranda, 8108 nucleotides. Its product is annotated as titin. Gene Ontology annotation, biological process: transcription by RNA polymerase III. The coding region runs from base 319 to 7452 and encodes 2377 amino acids. Lineage: Eukaryota; Metazoa; Arthropoda; Insecta; Diptera; Drosophilidae. The record is from RefSeq and is a predicted model, not a curated record. Gene Ontology annotation, molecular function: protein binding. The transcript is spliced from 10 exons. Gene Ontology annotation, cellular component: transcription factor TFIIIC complex.
CACCAUUUUUUUCCGAACGGUCGCACACUGCUCCAAAUUGGUGACUGAGUUUUCGUAUUUUUCUUUAAAAGUUGAAUAAUUUCGUCAAAACGUGAACAAUUGUUGAAUUAAAAGCGUUCUCGUAAAGUCUGUUCUGUGCACCAAAAGCUAUCACAUUUUGGCCAAGUUCAAGUGGCGGAUGUGCCUAAACGGCGGCAGAAACUAUUCAGCGAUAGGCGUGCACAUGCCGUUGGUGUAAGAACUCAGUGUUGUUGCGAAAAUUACACCAAAACAGCCAGUUGCAAAGUACAUAGCAGUGUCCUGAGUGUAUUCGUGAAAAUGAAUGAUCCGGGAUUGGGUCCACCGCCGAAAAUGGCCGAUCCUAACCAUGCGAGUCUCAGCAGCAAAGUUCUGUCGCUGCCGACGCCGCCGUCGCAGUCGCCAGCUGUGGGAAGUGCAACUCUGCCCAAACGCAUUAUCAAAAGAAUACCUUUGGAUUUCAACAAACUUCAGCAGUCCGGCUUGGACAUAAAGCUGGCGGAAGCCUUGCGAAAGCAAACCACAUCCGCAAUGCCCACAUCGAUACCUUUUUCAGCUCCUGCUACCGCUACUGCUGCUUCUGCUGUUGCUGCAACAUCAACUGCGCAGUCAACAGGGGCGAAGCCCACUGCCGUCGCUGCAGUCGCAGCCUCAAUUGAACAAAAGCCAAAAUCAGCUCCACCAGCUAAAAAAAGGCGAUCCAACAUCUCGAAUUACAUAGAAAAAGUGAUACCCGAACAAAUAGUGGCCGAACGGACGCAGCAUGUCAAGACCCUGAUCAAGAACCGGAUUCUGAACAAGGGCAAGUCGACGAUCACGACCACGACCACGCUGAACCAUCCAAAGACAUCAACAGGCACAAUGACGGCACCAAAGGCGUCACCAUUCUCUGCCCUGGGGUCAGGGAUGUCGUCAAGUGUCUUUGUGUCGCCCAUAGCCAAGGCGAAUGUGACAGCACGGUCGAAGCAGCCGCCGCUGCUGCUGAAUUUGGUCAAUCAGUUGCCCAAGCAUCGAGCCAUGUGCGUGCCCAGCAUGCAGUUGAGCAGGCAGCAGGAACCACAGGAGCCACAGCCACAGCCGCAGUGGCAGGCGCCACUGAUCCACAAGGCCCCAUCGCCGCCGCUGAUUGUGUUGGAGAACAAGGUGCUGGCGCCCGAGGAGAAGAUCGAUUUGAGUGAUCUGCGCCUGCCUAGCGCUGCUGCACAGGGCAGACCUCAGGGGAGGCCAGUGCCAGAGAUGGCCCGACGGGUGCAGGCCUAUCCCAGUCCCAGCUCAUCCAAGGCCGCCAAGACCAAGGUGAUUCUGAGUGCCAACAAGCUGAAGGUGUCGCGGGAGAAGCUCGCCGAGAUGGCCAAAGAGAUACACAACCAGGUAAAGCAGGUGGAAAAGCCACCAGUUCCUGACAAAGUGUCCCCAAGAAAAGCCCCCGAAACCCCAGAUGAAGUUAGUCCCAUUCUUGUCAGUCUAUCACCGUCCCCAUCUCCACUCUCUGUGCCGUCACCGCCUCAUAGUCCUGCUCCAGCUCCGGCUCCAAAAUUACUCUCUGCUGUGGAUUUUAUAACCCAACUGGCCGCCGAAAAUCCGAUGGGUGAGGGCAGCUUCACAGAACUGUCGCUAGAAGAGCAAAUGCUGAAUGCUCUCUUCGACUCCAGAGGUUGCUGCAGACAGCCCUCUGUCGAGGAGAAGCCAACAGAAUCGCCGGUGCAGAAGAGCCAGGACACCAGAGAGCCCGAAGAAGAGUUGCCGAUUGGAAAGAUUUUGAAGCUGGAGGAAAUGGACAUACUGCACGCCACAUUGGAUGUGAAUGAGGAUAGCGAGAGUGUUCUGCGGUUCAGUCCGAAUGCGAUAAAGCUGCAGAAGAGCGCGGUGGCGCGCAGGGACCCACCAGAAGCCAACAUGAGGCUCAUUUUAAAGCAGCCAAAUCUGGUCCAGCCGAGUUUAGCUCCUAGUAAUGUCUCCAAAGAUGGGCCAGCAAAGGCAGUGGAAACAAACAAAGAAAUGUCCCAAGACGCAGCAGGAAUGGCAGAGAAAACAGCCAGUCAACUGCCCAAAGAUGUAGCGGGAACGGCGGAGAAAACAGCCAGUCAACUGGCCAAAGAUGCAGCAGGAUUGGCAGAGAAAACAGCCAGUCAACUGGCCAAAGAUGUAGCGGGAAUGGCGGAGAAAACAGCCAGGGAAAUGUCCAAAGAUGUAGCGGGAAUGGCGGAGAAAACAGCCAGGGAAAUGUCCAAAGAUGUAGCGGUAAUGGCGGAGAAAACAGCCAGUCAACUGGCCAAAGAUGAAGCUGGAAUGAUGGAGAAAACAGCCAGGGAACUGUCCAAAGAUAAAGCAGGAAUAUCGGCAACAGAAGCCAGCAGUGUACCUCAUCUCCAGUCAAGCCCAGCUCCAGAGGCAGCCGCCAGCAAGGAAAAGGAGGACAAGCCGCCACCACCACCGGCCAAGCGGGUGCCAAGGUUUAAAAAGGGAAAAGUUAAUUUAGUCCAACGCUCGAAGCGAGCCAAUCUACCCAAACCAAAAGAGGCUCUGCCUGACAAGGAGCUAAACGAGAAGGAGGUGGGGAAGGAGAAGGAGGAGGAGGAACCCACAAUAGAUCAGAGUUUACUCGAGGACAGUUUUGGAAGGCGAGAAGUCGAGGUAAUUAAACAAGCGGAUGAUAGCAUAACAGCUAAAGAGAAAGUAAACCUUCAUUUAUCUAUUGCUAAAAGCAAUCUGCAGGCCCAUGCAGAUGACGGGGAGGGGGAGAAUGUAGCCAGGGAAGCAAACAAAGAAGAACAGUCCAAGAAAUCAGAUCCCGAAAAGAUACUAGUCAUCAAAGGACCGGUGGAGCUGGUAGCACAAGAGGACUCGCCACCAAAACCCUCAACAGAACGUGAUCUCAACCAGCUCCAUCAUCCACCAAAAAUGCCAAAGAAUAAAGAACAAAGAACAAGUAAAUCGAACAACAACGAAGAUCAACCAGAACCUGCCACAACGAGCAGCAGCAAUGUGUCCCUCCUGUUGGAUGUCCUCAAUCAGGAGCCACCGGCAGCACAGGGUGAAGCCCUGCUACCAUUUCGUAAGCAGUCCCAGUCUCUGUCUGAGACCCCAUCCCAGUCCAGUGAAUCCACUGGAAUCCAGAAUUUAGUGAGCCAUUUGUCGGCAGAGAAGAUCAUGCCGCAGAUCAAGAGGGUUUCACCCAACCCAACUCCCACUUCCAACCAGCCAGUGCCCCGCAAGAAACUAGUUAAGACACGACCUGUACUCAACAAAAGACCACCACGUUUCGGUUCCAUGGGAUCUGGACACCCGAUCAGUGUUAGCGGAGAAGUAGGAGGAGCAGGAGGAGGAGCAGGUGCAGCAGCAGGACGCAUCGCCACUUCCAGCACCAGCGAUGAUGAUAGAUCCGUGUUCCUGGGCUUUGACAACAAAGAGGAGUUUCAAACUGUCAAAGAUGCCAUCCUCCAGCAUGUCAAACAAAUGCCGUUUAACGAAACGGAUGUCAGUGAUGAUGCCACGCCAGACUACGACGAGACAGAGGAGGAACAACAGGAGACCCACAAGAAAUCAUCCAAUGAAGGCACCAAGGACUUAAACGAAGCAGAAGCCUCGGACAAUAGGUCCAAUGCUAGCCCGAUGCAGUUUGAAACACUUCCUGCAACGGACGUGGUUGAAGCAUGCAAAGAAGAUGCCCCAAAAUGUGAAGCUGCACCGGAAAUGUAUACGAAACAAGACAUGAAUGUGCCACCAGAUCCCCAGAUACAAUCGGAUGCCAUUACCCCUGCAAAUGAAGGCUCAUCGGAGACACCAAUCAUCGAAGAAAGUCCAGAAAUAACUGCAUUUGCAGAAGGAAGUAAAAGCGAAAAGGAACAAGAUUCCAGUGAAUCAAAAACCAACCAGAUGGAACCAGACCUCCAGGAGACUGCAACAAUAGAGGAUGAACCACCGUCGGUGGAGGCGACAGGCAAGGUUAAGCCACGAGGCAGACCAAAAAACUCAACCACUUCAUCACCAGCCAUGGCUACGACUAAGGCUAAUUGUACAGAAAGGCCCGAGAACAGUACCUCAGAUGUAACCAAUGAAGCAGCCACAUCGUCCAGUGCCAAAAGAAAGCGCGCAUCUAGAAGUCAUUCCCCCCAGUCAGUCGAGCCCAAUGAUGCGGCAGAGCCCCCACAGUCGGUGGCAGAUGGCACGCCAUCAGUGAGCUCCAAUCGGAAGCGACAAUCGAGGCUCAGUUCCCCCACAGCAACGCCCAAAGUGCCGGCCAAGCGAGGCAGGAAAAGUCUAGCUGCUGUGGCUGAAGCAGCUCGAACAACGACGCCAACGUCUGAAACUCGAGGUAAAUUGCAGGAGGAGGAGAAGGCCGUAGAGGCAACGCCAGCGAGGAAAAGAGGUCGACCCAAGCAAGCCACGAAAUUGGAUUCCGAGGAGCAGGAUGUGGCAAGCAAUGGGGAGGCCGCACCAAACACAAAAGAUGCCUUCCCAAUGCGCCUGCUGCUCAUCCGCAAGCGGGAACAGCUGGAAACCAACGAAGAACUCCAUCAGGAGGGCCAAGGAAAGGGAGCCAUCCAGUGUGGCCUGUGCCUGUUCCGCACCACCAAAGACCAUUGGUCCACACAUCUGAGGCAGCACUACGGUGUGGGUUGGGUCCUCACUGGAGAAGAGCCGCAGCAGCGGACUCUUUCGCGACAAGAUGUUCUGAAAAUGAUGAAAGGCCACCUCAAAGAUGGCCUCUCCACGUACUUAGUCUGUCGCCUCUGUGAUCGCCAGUUGGGCUCUGGCCUGGGCAUGUUGACGCACCUGGAAGCCUGCGGGGACAACAAUCGGCCGCAGUGCCAGUACUGUAAGCGCAGCUACUCGAAGCUCUAUCUCCGCAGCCAUGAGCCAUCCUGUCGACAACGUCCCAAUGCCCAGCAGCGGCAGGAGAACGAGGAUAGACCAGAGGCAGAGGCCGACACAACAGCUGCCGUAGCAAGCGAAAGCAAGCCGAAAUCCGAUAGUCCAUCGCCCUUCUGUAAUGCAGAUUGGAUAAAGCGUCUGAUGCUCAUCCGCAAGCGGGAACAGCUGGACUCCAACGAAGAGCUCCAUGAAAAGGGCGAAGAGAAGGGACCCCUCCAGUGUGGCCUGUGCCUGGCACACACCACCAAGGACCAGUGGCACACGCAUCUGAGGAAGCACUACGGCGUGGGCUGGCAAACAGGAAAAGAGCCACAGACCCUCACCCGCCAAAGUGUGCUCGGGAUGAUGAUUGCUUUCCUCAAGCAAGGCCAUGCGAAGCAUUUGGAGUGUCGCAUGUGCGGCCGCCAGUUGGGCUCCGGCCUGGGCAUGUUGAUGCAUCUGGAGACGUGUGGCAGCAACGAUCGGCUGGAGUGCCAGCACUGCAAGCGCAGCUACACGCGGCUCUAUCAUCCCGCGCAUGAAAAAACCUGUCGGAAGCGUCCUGGCAUCCAGCAGAAGGACGAGCCAGCAGCCGCAGCCGCAGCAGAAGCCACUGGCCCGGUAUACACGAAUGCUGGCUAUGCCAAGCGCAAGUCCACCAUCAGAGCCGAAAAAAAGUUGAAGAAAAUUGAGGCGGAACUGAAAACCCAAGAAAGGAAUGACAAUCCGAAAGGCGAUUUUGAAGGCGAUUCAUCCGACUACGACAUGAACAAAGACAAAGAGUCCUCGGAGGAAUACGAUACGGAAGCGGUCGAUUCCAAUGAGGAUGCUGCACAGACAGAGGACGAUGUCAGCGCCAGUAAUACGCGCAAAUCGAAGCUGAUUAAACGCACCAAGCGAACGAAGACGGACGGUGGGAAAAGCAUGCGGAGUAACAAGCUAACGGGAGGAACUAAUUGUCAGCCAUUAUUCUCCCGCUAUGCCAAGCUGAAGGAAAAGGUGGAACAAAAGUGGAAUCAAUUCACCGAUAAAAACUAUGCUGCAGAGGCCUUGUAUCCACAGCUGACACCAGGCUAUGUUAAACUCUCGCCGGAAGAGGCCAGCGAACUAUUGCCUGCCAAGGAUAACCGAUCCAUGCGCUAUGCAUACGGCAAUGCUGCAACUGCAGACGAUUGGCGUCAGAUGGAACCGCUAGAGAGCUUCCAGACAGCCGAUGAGCAUAUUGGCUAUUUGGGGGCACCCGUCAAACAACUUGCCUGGGCACCCCUGCCGCCGACGGUCGUCGAACAGUAUUUGCUGUGCUCCUUCCGCAAAGAGAUGCUGGAGCAUGCGAAGCACAAGCCGGAGGCGCCGGAGGCGGACCUGUUAAUGCUGCUCAAGUGUCAGCUGUCGGAAAGCGAGGAGCGGCGAGGCGUGUGGCCCCUGGAAACACGCCUGCACUAUGCGAUACGUGUGCCCAGUGGGCCCGUUCAUAGCUUUGCAUUUAUGCCCAGCGGCGGGUAUGAUAAGUCGGCCAAUCGUUUGGGUCUGCUGGCGGUGGCUAGUACUCAGAGUGAUGUGAACAUCUAUGCCCUGCCCCUGAACCUGGAAGAUGAGGCAAAGAGGCAUGUUGUUAUUGAAUUGCAGCCAUCGCUGACCCUCACCUUGGAUGUGAAUAAUCCUGUUACGGAUCUGUGCACUAAAAUCUGUUGGUCUGAGGCCUCUGGUCACAAUUUCUUGGCGACUGGCUAUUUCAGUGGCAACGUUGCCUUCUGGGACAUUUCUGAUGAGGAGGGCAUCAAUUGCUUCAAACGGAACGGUCGCAUACAUUUUGUGCCUUUGCACUAUUUCUACUUUGGCGAACACAAUAUACAAACUGUGGAGCUUCACUACGAUACAAAUGGACCACGUUGGCUGGCCAUUGGCACUUCAACGCGUAAAUUAUGGAUCUAUGAUAUCAUCAACUGGACGCAGUCGCUGCCACUGAACGAAGACUCCAUCGCCAAUCUGUAUCUGGCCAACGUUAGCUGGCCACCCAUCUGGGAAACGCUGGUCGUUGGCUGCAGUGAUGUCCAGCGACGCUUCUACUCCCGCUUGAUAACGCUCAGUCCAACGGGCAUCUUGUUUAACAAUAAAACCGUCGACUACACGGUUAGCUCUGCGCGAGCCAUGCACUUCAAUGUGCGUGAGAAUGUACUAGUGGUGGGCACCGACAACGGCGAUUUGGUGUUUCUCAAUACCCGAGAGCUCAACGCGGAGCCCAUACUGCUGAAGAUGACGAGCAAAUGUCGUGCCGUGUCCAGCAGCAAUUUGUGCAACCUGAACACGGAAUCGACCCCUGCUCCGGAUAAACCAAUAACUACCGAAGACUUUCUACAGGAUUUUGGCUUGAACGUCAAGCCGUUGGCUGGGGUGGGCAAAUCGCAGAAGAAUGCCUACAUCGAUCCGAAGCGACUGCCCAAACCCUACGAGCUUUUGGCCAUGACGCGUUUGAACACGGUUCGCUGCAAUUGGAACAGCCCCGCACGCAGUUGGGUCGCCGUUGGGGCCGAGCACGGUCUGCUGCGGAUCGUCCAUUUCAAUCGGGAUAAGUUCUUUUAGCGGCACAUCCUAUAAUAGACACAGAUCUGAGAGUAUAUUACUUUCUGAUUGAUUUGUUUAGCUAGUUUUACAAUGCACUCGAUGGAUAAUCAUAGUUGUAAUUUAAUUAUAGCUCUUGUUAAAUUGUAUAUUUCCUAUAUAUUUUAUAUGGAUUAGAUAUUUAUACCUUUAACCUGCUUGGCAAAACUAAUUAUAAAAUAAAUAUUUUUUGUACAAUAUUUAUAACCCAUUAAGUUGUAAUGCUGUUGUACUCAAAUAGGUUCGUUUUGUGCUGAAAAGUCGAGCCCUCCGAGUCGAUAUAGCAUGGCCCGUCUGUCCCUUCCGAUGAGCGCACAAUUUGAAAGAUACGAGUAAACUAAAAACGCGGAGUCACAGAUAAUGACCAUAUCUAGCAGAUAGCUGAAUCUGAAUAGCCAAAGUAUAGCCAAAAGGAAGAAAUCCAUUUGCAGUGGCUACGCAGCGCUCUACACGUUCUGGCCGAGUGCAAUGUGAUCGCCCUCUGACGGAGGGUAGCUGUACUGACUGAGUAUCGGCUAUAAAAGUAGAGUCGCGGACGUACCUGCUUUCCCUCUCGCUUAUGUCAUAUUGGUGGGUGCUUAAGUCAUAUUCAAUUCAUUUUGUCCUGUAAUAAACGAAGCUGAUAUAAUCUAACUAAA